AUGGAGGAAACUGCUACAGAAAUUCAGAGGGAGGGUACGCAGCCAUUAGAAGAUCCAAAGAGAGCAAAAACCAUCUCCCCAAAUGAGACCCCAACCAAGAAGGCCUCUGCCUUUUGCUUUAAGAGAAGGAAGAAGACCUGUAGGGAAGAAACGGACAAAGAUGAGGACCAGGGAUCGGAGUCACUAAACUUGAAGUCCACAAACCAUCAUUCCAGCACUGUGUUGAACAGUGAAACAGAGGAGCAAAAGCCAUCUUGGACGUCAGGAGGAGCUUGGUUGGCCUUCAAACGUCUUGUGACGUUGAGAAGGCGGUCCAAAUUUGCUCUGAAAAAGGAAGUGCAGUUAGGUUCCCAGGUACAAGUGGAGAGUAGCAUCGAAGAUUCUAGCUUGUCGCAUUUGCCGAAGGAACAGGCUGGCUCUGGACUUAAAAUUCCCUGCCUAAGGUUCUCCAGAAGAAAGAAAAAGUCCGGUCAUUCUGAAAGGACAGAGGAGCUAGACCAGGGUGAGAAAACAAAUGAAACAACAAGCCUUUUGGAUAAUAAAGCUAACAGUGAGCCCGAGAGCAUAGCCGUGGACAAUCCAGUGAGCAGUGUACAGUCCUGUGGCAGAGCUCCUGAAGAGACUGACCGUGGCGUUGAAAUUACCCACGGAGACAUGAUUAUCUCCUCAGGAGAGAACACUUUGGCGGUGGAGAUGAGGCCAGGAACUGAUCAAUACACAGAUUGCCUCAUUCAGUCAGAAAUAAUCCAUUCUGAAACCGUGCUUGAAACAGAGCAGGAGAAGCAAAUCUUCCAGCUACAUCAUGGAAGCCUGUACGGAAGUCCUGAAGAAGCAGAGAACAAGAAAGUCGACUUGGGUGUUGAGAUCGACCCUCUCAUUUCUCAAGACCUGCCAGAAGAUGAAUCCAGAGUCAUCGAAGUACAAGGUACCAAUCACGGCCACACCCAGGAGGUUGAGCUGGAAACAUCUGAAAAGAACAUUAAUGUUGGGGAGGAGAAUAAGGAGGCCAAGGAAAGCCAUUCAGUGGAGGUCCUCCUCCACUGUAGCCCAUCUACACUGGCCAGUGAGGCUUUGAGUGUGCCAAACUGUUUCACUGAGGAAGCAAAAUCUGAGGAAAAUAAAUUACCUCAGGGAGUGGGCAUAGUUAUUACUAUCACUGAAGCGGAGGAAUACCAGGACGAGGAGGAGACCAGCCCAGCCUGUGAAUUUUUCCCGUUUUCUUAUACCAGCAAACAGAAAGGGAACAAAAAAUCAGGCAAAGGUAGUGAUUCUAGGGCAGGGAGCAGCGGUCAUAAGAGAGAAGGGAAAACAGCCUCCCAGGUUCCCUCACCCUUAGGGGUGAACGAUCAGGAGGGCCGGACUCCCGAACAGCACGAGCUGCUUCUGAUCGAAACGGCCGCUUCGCUGGUCAAGUCGGCCAUUCAGUCGUCCAUCGAACAGCUCGUGAACGAAAUGGCUUUGGAGCAGAAUAAGCAAAACAGCUUCAUGUGA
This is a messenger RNA of Gekko japonicus, 1491 nucleotides long. It is a transcript of the gene AKAP5, whose product is annotated as A-kinase anchoring protein 5. The record is from RefSeq and is a predicted model, not a curated record. The transcript has a single exon. Gene Ontology annotation, cellular component: plasma membrane; postsynaptic density; excitatory synapse. Lineage: Eukaryota; Metazoa; Chordata; Lepidosauria; Squamata; Gekkonidae. Gene Ontology annotation, molecular function: protein kinase A regulatory subunit binding; calmodulin binding; beta-2 adrenergic receptor binding. Bases 1 to 1491 code for a protein of 496 amino acids. Gene Ontology annotation, biological process: positive regulation of adenylate cyclase activity.